AUAGAGCCGAGAAAUGAAUCAGCACUUCAGGAGUAAAUCUCUCUCUCUCUCUCUCUCUCUCUCUCUGGAGCGGAAAUGCAGAACCCUCCUCGCCCAUUCUCUCUCUAGAUCUUCGUCGGCGUCUCUCCAUCGGAGGGCUCGACGGUUUGGGGACUGCUGGCGAUUGCAAUAAACCGAUCGUUUGACCUGAUUACGGCGUCAUUUUAGCAUCUGGCCUUCACAGAUCUGGGGCUCAGAUCCGACGGCCGCCAUGGCAGCCGCCAACGCCCCGAUCGCCAUGAAGGAGGUCCUUACGCUGUCAAGCUUAGGGGUCAACCCACAAUUUGUCACAUUUACCAAUGUGACAAUGGAAUCAGAUAAGUUUAUUUGUGUUCGGGAGACAGCCCCACAAAGUAGUGUUGUGAUCAUUGAUAUGAACCAGCCAAUGCAGCCUUUGAGGCGGCCUAUUACUGCAGAUUCUGCUAUAAUGUGUCCCACUUCCAGAAUUUUGGCUUUGAAAGCCCAAGUUCAGGGAACAAAUCAAGACCACUUGCAAAUAUUCAAUAUCGAAGCAAAACAAAAAAUGAAAUCUCAUAUGAUGCCUGAGCAGGUUGUAUUCUGGAAGUGGAUUACAUCAAAGAUGAUGGGCUUGGUUACUCAAACUGCAGUUUAUCACUGGGCAAUUGAUGGUGACUCUGAGCCUGUAAAGUUGUUUGAUAGAACAACAAAUUUGGCAAACAACCAAAUUAUCAAUUAUCGAUGUGAUCCUGCUGAGAAAUGGCUUGUUUUGAUUGGGAUUGCUCCUGGUUCUCCCGAGAGGCCACAGCUUGUUAAGGGGAAUAUGCAAUUGUUUUCUGUGGAUCAGCAACGCAGUCAAGCUCUUGAAGCUCAUGCUGCGUCAUUUGCCUCAUUCAGAGUCGCAUCAAAUGACAAGGAUUCUAUUCUCAUAUCAUUUGCAACAAAAACCUCAAAUGCCGGUCAAAUUACAUCGAAAUUGCAUGUCAUCGAGUUAGGAGCACAGCCAGGGAAACCAUCCUUUACCAAGAAGCAAGCAGAUCUUUUCUUUCCUCCAGAUUUUGCUGAUGAUUUUCCAGUUGCAAUGCAGAUAUCCCAGAAAUAUGGCUUAAUUUAUGUGAUUACAAAGCUUGGGCUUUUAUUUGUCUAUGAUCUGGAAACAGCUACUGCAGUGUACAGAAACAGGAUAAGCCCAGACCCCAUUUUUUUGACAGCCGAGGCAACCUCUAUAGGGGGUUUCUAUGCUAUCAACAGGAGAGGCCAGGUGUUGCUUGCCACAGUAAAUGAAGCCACGCUUGUGCCUUUUGUUAGUGGGCAAUUGAAUAAUCUUGAGCUUGCUGUUAAUCUUGCCAAACGAGGAAAUCUUCCUGGUGCUGAGAAUUUGGUCGUCCAACGUUUCCAAGAAUUAUUUGCCCAAACAAAGUAUAAAGAGGCUGCUGAGCUUGCUGCUGAGUCUCCGCAAGGCAUUCUUCGUACACCUGAUACUGUUGCCAAAUUUCAGAGUGUACCUGCUCAGGCAGGGCAGACACCUCCUUUGCUUCAGUACUUUGGAACACUUUUAACAAGAGGGAAGCUUAAUGCCUUUGAGUCGUUGGAACUUUCACGUCUUGUUGUGAACCAAAACAAAAAGAAUCUUUUGGAGAACUGGUUUGCUGAGGAUAAACUGGAGUGUAGUGAGGAACUUGGGGAUCUUGUAAAGACUGUGGAUAACGACUUGGCAUUGAAAAUAUAUGUUAAAGCGAGAGCAACCCCAAAGGUUGUUGCAGCAUUUGCUGAGCGCAGAGAGUUUGACAAAAUUUUAGUAUACUCCAAGCAGGUUGGGUAUACACCUGACUAUCUUUUCCUUCUGCAAACAAUUCUUCGAUCCGAUCCACAGGGAGCUGUUAAUUUUUCCCUAAUGAUGUCUCAAAUGGAGGGAGGUUGUCCUGUUGAUUACAACACCAUUACUGAUCUAUUUCUUCAGAGGAAUAUGAUCCGUGAGGCUACUGCUUUUUUAUUGGAUGUUCUGAAACCCAACCUUCCCGAGCAUGGUUUUUUACAGACCAAGGUAUUGGAGAUCAACCUUGUUACUUUCCCAAAUGUGGCGGAUGCGAUUUUGGCAAAUGGGAUGUUCAGUCAUUAUGACCGUCCUCGAAUCGCUCAACUUUGUGAAAAAGCUGGUCUUUAUAUUCAGGCCUUGAAGCACUAUACAGAGCUGCCCGAUAUAAAGCGUGUUAUUGUAAAUACUCAUGCCAUUGAGCCUCAGGCUCUGGUUGAAUUCUUUGGAACUCUUUCACGCGAGUGGGCUUUGGAAUGCAUGAAGGACCUUCUGCUAAUCAAUCUGAAAGGAAAUCUUCAAAUAAUUGUUCAGGUUGCAAAAGAGUACUGUGAGCAGAUGGGCCUUGAUGCUUGCAUAAAGCUUUUUGAGCAGUUCAAAUCAUACGAUGGGCUGUACUUCUUCUUAGGGUCAUAUCUGAGCUCAAGUGAGGAUCCUGAAAUCCACUUUAAAUACAUAGAGGCAGCUGCGAAAACUGGGCAAAUAAAGGAGGUUGAGCGCGUAACUCGGGAAUCCAACUUUUACGACCCAGAGAAAACCAAAAACUUUUUGAUGGAAGCAAAACUUCCUGAUGCCCGGCCCUUGAUUAAUGUAUGCGACCGCUUUGGAUUUGUUCCAGAUCUGACUCACUACCUAUACACAAACAAUAUGCUCAGAUAUAUUGAAGGAUAUGUACAAAAGGUCAAUCCAGGAAAUGCUCCAUUGGUUGUUGGGCAACUUCUAGAUGAUGAGUGCCCUGAAGAUUUCAUUAAAGGCUUGAUACUGUCGGUUCGUUCUCUGCUCCCAGUUGAGCCACUUGUUGAUGAAUGUGAGAAAAGGAAUCGGCUACGGUUGCUCACUCAAUUCCUGGAGCACCUUGUGAGUGAAGGAAGCCAAGAUGUUCAUGUUCACAAUGCUCUCGGAAAAAUAAUAAUUGAUAGCAACAACAAUCCAGAGCACUUCCUCACAACCAACCCAUUUUAUGACUCACGUGUUGUGGGCAAGUAUUGUGAGAAGCGUGAUCCUACGCUUGCCGUUGUUGCAUACAGGAGAGGACAGUGUGAUGCUGAGCUUAUCAACGUAACGAGCAAGAAUUCACUGUUCAAACUUCAGGCCAGGUAUGUAGUGGAAAGGAUGGAUGCUGAUCUUUGGAACCAAGUUCUCAACCCAGAAAAUGAAUUCAGGAGACAACUUAUUGAUCAAGUUGUAUCUACUGCUUUGCCUGAAAGCAAGAGCCCAGAGCAAGUGUCUGCAGCUGUUAAAGCUUUCAUGACUGCUGAUCUUCCCCAUGAAUUAAUUGAGCUUCUUGAGAAGAUUGUGCUCCAAAACUCUGCAUUUAGUGGAAACCUCAACCUACAAAAUCUGCUCAUCUUGACAGCCAUAAAAGCUGAUCCAUCUAGAGUUAUGGACUACGUCAACAGGCUUGAUAACUUUGAUGGACCUGCGGUUGGUGAAGUUGCUGCUGAGGCCCAAUUGUAUGAAGAAGCCUUUGCUAUUUUCAAGAAAUUUAACCUGAAUGUUCAGGCGGUUAAUGUUCUAUUAGAUUACAUUCAAGAUAUUAACCGGGGAGUUGAGUUUGCAUUUCGUGUUGAGGAAGACUCUGUGUGGAGUCAGGUAGCUAAAGCCCAACUUCGAGAAGGAUUAGUUAGUGAUGCAAUUGAGUCAUUCAUCCGUGCAGAUGAUGCCACACACUUUUUGGAAGUUAUUCAUGCUGCUGAGGAUUCAGAUGUUUACCAUGACUUGGUUAAGUAUCUACUGAUGGUUAGGCAGAAAACGAAGGAGCCUAAGGUAGACAGUGAAAUUAUUUUUGCGUAUGCCAAGAUAGAACGGUUGGGUGAUAUUGAAGAAUUUAUUCUAAUGCCAAAUGUAGCCAACCUGCCUAAUGUUGGUGACCGCUUGUUUGAUGGAGGUUUAUAUGAGGCUGCAAAGAUCAUAUUUGCAUUCAUUUCUAAUUGGGGAAAAUUGGCUAGCACACUAGUGAAGUUGAACCAAUUUCAAGGUGCCGUCGAUGCUGCUCGCAAGGCAAAUAGUGCAAAGACAUGGAAAGAAGUCUGCUUUGCUUGUGUUGAUGCCGAGGAGUUUCGGUUGGCGCAGAUUUGUGGGCUGAAUAUCAUAGUGCAGGUAGAUGACCUAGAAGAAGUAAGUGAAUUUUAUCAACACAGAGGAUGCUUCAAUGAACUAAUCUCUCUCAUGGAGAGUGGUCUGGGAUUGGAGCGUGCACAUAUGGGCAUCUUCACAGAGCUCGGUGUGCUAUAUGCCAGAUACCGUCACGAGAAGCUCAUGGAGCAUAUUAAGUUAUUCUCCACACGGCUCAACAUUCCUAAACUCAUACGAGCCUGCGACGAGCAACAACACUGGAUGGAGCUUACUUAUCUGUAUAUCCAAUAUGAUGAGUUUGACAAUGCAGCCACUACUGUCAUGAACCACUCCCCAGAUGCUUGGGACCACAUGCAGUUCAAAGACAUUGCUGUCAAAGUUGCCAAUGUGGAGUUGUAUUACAAGGCUGUGCAUUUCUAUUUGCAAGAGCAUCCCGACCUCAUUAAUGAUCUCCUGAAUGUUCUUGCAUUGAAGGUGGAUCACACACGUGUGGUGGACAUCAUGAGAAAAGCAGGUCAUUUGCGUUUAGUGAAACCAUACAUGGUUGCUGUACAAAGCAAUAACGUUUCUGCUGUUAAUGAGGCCCUCAAUGAGAUAUAUGUUGAAGAGGAAGACUAUGACAGACUUCGAGAGUCUAUUGAAUUGCAUGACAACUUUGAUCAGAUUGGCCUUGCGCAGAAGAUUGAGAAACACGAGCUCCUUGAGAUGAGGCGAGUUGCUGCUUACAUCUAUAAGAAGGCUGGCCGGUGGAAGCAAUCCAUUGCUCUGUCUAAAAAAGACAAUCUAUACAAAGAUGCCAUGGAGACAGCUUCACAAUCUGGGGACUGCGAACUUGCUGAAGAGUUGCUGGUCUAUUUUAUCGAGCAGGGGAAAAGAGAAUGCUUCGCAUCGUGCCUCUUUGUUUGUUAUGAUCUCAUAAGACCAGAUGUUGCCCUUGAGCUUGCAUGGAUGAAUAACAUGAUUGACUUUGCAUUCCCGUACCUGUUACAAUUCAUCCGAGAAUACACUGGUAAAGUUGAUGAGCUGAUCAAAGAGAAAAUUGAAGCUCAAUCUGAGGCGAAGGCUAAAGAGAAUGAAGAGAAGGAUGUUAUUAUGCAACAGAAUAUGUAUGCACAGCUGCUCCCGCUAGCGUUGCCUGCCCCACCAAUUCCGGGCAUGGCUGGUGGUCCCGGCGUCGGAGGUUAUGGCCCACCCCCUCCCAUGGGAAUGCCACCCAUGCCUCCAUUCGGCAUGCCGCCUAUGGGUUCCUAUUAACCCUUUCCUGCACUUAUACACUUGUGUUAUAGAAGACGGCGAAAUGAGUUGGAAGUAGUCUUUUUUCUUUAUAUUAAAAAAAAUCAGUACUAUUUUUUGCUUUUAUAGUGAUGUUCAUUGUUCAUAGUUCUUCUGUAAUAUUGUUUUUUUUAGAUUCGUUUUUUUGCAGUCAGGUAGUCUGUUGGAAGACAAAUUGUAAUUUUCAGAAGCAUGCAAACUACAUAUUUGCUUCGCUGCAAUGCCUUUUGUACUGAUUUUUAAUCAUUUUUAUAAAUAAUGUGUAUUGUUUUAU
This is a messenger RNA of Cuscuta campestris, 5651 nucleotides long. The record is from the annotation of a GenBank genome assembly. Lineage: Eukaryota; Viridiplantae; Streptophyta; Magnoliopsida; Solanales; Convolvulaceae.